Molecule: messenger RNA, 831 nt
Organism: Manihot esculenta (cassava)
Lineage: Eukaryota; Viridiplantae; Streptophyta; Magnoliopsida; Malpighiales; Euphorbiaceae
Product: major allergen Pru ar 1
Exons: 3
Coding region: 108-587 (159 amino acids)
Biological process (GO): defense response; abscisic acid-activated signaling pathway
Cellular component (GO): nucleus; cytoplasm
Molecular function (GO): signaling receptor activity; abscisic acid binding; protein phosphatase inhibitor activity
Source: RefSeq, a predicted model, not a curated record
AAAAAGCCCAAACAAGACAAUGAGCAAAAUGGAGAAGAGGGAGAAAAUUGAAACGAACCGGAGGCCGGAGCCGAUUGACGCAAGGCAAAUUUCGGUAGAGGCUGAUCAUGGGCAUUGUGACUAACGACACUGAGAUUGCAAGCGCAAUCCCUGCCGCCAAGUUGUUCAAGAUCUUUCUCCUUGAUUCUCCCAACACUUUUCCCAAGAUUCUGCCUCAGGUCUUUAGGAGUAUUGAAAUUCUUGAAGGGGAUGGAGGCCCUGGAACCAUUACCAAAACUACUUUUGCUGAAGGGACCCAAUUAAAGUACAUCAAGCACAAGGUUGAUGUGGUAGAUAAAGACAACUUCAUUUACAACUACACUGCUGUUGAAGGUGAUCCAUGGUUGGAAGGACUAGACAAAAUUUCUUAUGAGACAAAGAUAGUAGCUUCUCCCGAUGGGGGAUCUAUCAGCAAGUGCACCACCAAGUACUUCCCCAAGGGUGACAGUCAGCUCAAUGAAGACAAAAUCAAGGAAGGCCAACAGAAAGCCCUGGAACUCUUCAAGGCUGUUGAAGCCAUUAUCUUGGCAAAUCCUGAUGCCUAUUAACUAAAUUCUUAAGGUGCUAAUUAAGACAGUUCCUCUUGUUUCCUGCCAUUUGGUACAACUAAAUAACUGGCCAUCAAAGUUAUUCGCUUGUUUUUUUUUUAAAUUUUUCUUUAAUUUCAAGGCCAAACUUGCUUUUGGAUUGCGUGGUAAUAAAAGUAUAUGGAGUUGUGUGGUGACUGGUUGGCUUGUUUUGUACUUUAUGAUGAACUCAAAAUAAAUUAAUAAUACCAAAAUUUUUUUCCUU